GGGCCGCGGCGAGACUCGCAGUUCCGUUUUUGUUUUUUUUUUGGCGGGGACCAGCCCAGGGAAGUGAGGGCGUCCCCUAGGUGCUGGUGGGGCCCCGGAGUCUGAGACAGGUUUCCAGCCAGGUGUCCUGCCGAGAGUGGCGCCCUCACGGUCCAGGGAUGUACAUGCAGGUGGAGGAACGCACAAGCUCCUACCUCCAUCUGAAGAGGGCUCCCGGCAUCAGGUCCUGGUCCCUGCUGGUUGGAAUCUUGUCCAUUGGCCUGGCUGCUGCCUACUACAGUGCAGAUAGUCUGGGCUGGAAGCUGUUCUACGUGACUGGCUGCCUGUUCGUGGCGGUGCAAAACCUGGAGGACUGGGAGGAAGCCAUCUUUGACAAGAGCACCGGCAAGAUUGUGCUGAAGACAUUCAGCUUAUACAAGAAGCUGCUGACUCUUUUCAGAGCAGACCAUGACCAAGUGGCCGUCCUGCUGCAUGAUGUGCGGGACGUGAAUGUGGAGGAGGAGAAGCUACGGUGCUUUGGGAGGGGCUACGUGGUCCUGCUGCGCUUCUCCACGGGCUUCUCGCACCCCCUCACCCAGAGUGCUGUCAUGGGCCACCGCAGUGAUGUGGAAGCCAUCGCCAAGCUCAUCACCACCUUCCUGGAGCUGCACCGCCUAGAGAGCCCCACGGAUCUGUCCCAGAGUAGCGACAGUGAGCCCGAUGGCCCUGGGAGCCAGAGCUGACCCCACAGAGCCCCUGGCCUUGGUUCUAACGGUGCUUCAGCAGGCCUCACGGGCCACCAGCCAGUCUUCCUCCGCAUCACCCAACUGCGUCCCUGGCAGCCCCAGGAUGGGACCCUCAGCCACCCGUUGCUUGCUGCUGCCCUCUGAACAGAACCACAGCUGGACCAUCUCUGCAGGGUGUCCCAGGGGGGCAUAGGCUUCAGAUCUGCCUCCCAGAACCAUGUGGCCCCAGUCUGGGCAGUUUGGGGUGUGAGUGAGGUGGGCAACGUGGCCUGGUCUGGACAGACCCACCCCACAGCCAAGGACACCCAGGCUCUUGCACCGAGACUGAGCACUUAGUGGGGAGGGAGGUUGUCCGGCACAGAUCCCGUGGGAAUUCAGCUCGAAGGUUACAGUGAGGCUUCAACUGGCCAGUGCAGGGCCGGCAGCUGGGUCAGGCUGCAGACACUGAGGCCUGCGUGUUGUCCCCAGGAAUCCCAGUGACUCCUUACUGGCCCCCAUGCAUCAUCCUUUUCCUAGCCAGACAUUCUCAGUGGUCAGGGUGAGGGACCUGCCCUUGGGCUGCUAGGGCCACUUGACUGCUAUAGCUGUUCCUGAGGCCUCCCCGACAUACAGACUGCUUUCUACCAGGAUGCCUUAUCUUGGACCAUCCAGGAUAGUGCUGGGCUGUCAAGAGGAAGACAACUUCCCAUCCCAGCCUCAUGCCCUAUUUAAAGCCAGGACUCCACUUUUAGAAAUCAGAUUCUGGUUUCUCUUGAACCCAGGAAGACCUGUCAGUUGGGCCCAUUUGUGUGGCAGGAAGCGGCUGCAUCCACAGGACUGGGCACAGCACACCUCUGAGCAGGGUGUGACAGACAGACCAGGCUGAGGCUGCGUGGGUGACACCAUGGUCAGCAGUUUCGAGGACCCUCUCCUUCCUCAGCAGUGGCUGCCACCAGCCCUUAGUUUGGGAACAUGGUCACUUAGACUUGCUAAAGUUAGCUUUUCAAAUGGUCAAAUUGAAAUGCUUUUUUGCUAAAACAGUGUGAAUGGCUGUUACUGGCUUCCAUAUGUUCAUGAGGACAGAGAUGCUGAUGUUCCCUGAGGAACGGGCAGGACUGCUUGUUCCCCAUGCCUCCCACCUGGGCUGUUCUGGACCUUUGGCCAGGGUCCCUGUGAGGGCCUGACUGCAGCCAGGGCAAUAGUGACUCGGUCACAUUCCUGUUGGCUCAAUUUCUAGCUUCUACUUUGCUUUUUAUUUCAUGAGAAUUAAAAUUCAGUGUGCAGAUCAGUGAA
Molecule: messenger RNA, 1997 nt
Organism: Miniopterus natalensis
Lineage: Eukaryota; Metazoa; Chordata; Mammalia; Chiroptera; Miniopteridae
Gene: CYBC1
Product: cytochrome b-245 chaperone 1
Source: RefSeq, a predicted model, not a curated record